Rotaria sp. Silwood2 is the source of this 3027-nucleotide messenger RNA. NCBI's taxonomy places the organism in Eukaryota, Metazoa, Rotifera, Eurotatoria, Philodinida, Philodinidae. The record is from the annotation of a GenBank genome assembly.
AUGGCCUUCUAUUCUAGGGCGAAGUUUAAAGCACCCGCUAUCAAUGGAUCGAUUCUAGUUAGAAUCGAUUUUUUAAUANUUGGUGAAAUUUUUGAUGAAUGGUUACCAGAACCAACUCCAGGACAAAAACGAAAGAUAGGACAUCGAAGAGAUGACCCACCAACACCACCUUCUCCACGACAACCACCACCAAUUAUUCCUAGACGAACAUUACCACCAAGAGAUCCAAACAAACCACUAGUUGGAGGAUCACUUCACUCGACACCAAACGUAGAGAAUAAUGACAAGCAGCAACAUUCUUUUAAUUCACUGUUCCCAAUUGAGAAACGAAAUAAAUCACCAGCUAGAGUCCUAUUGACAACAAAUGAACCAUCAAUGAUAAUAUCACCAAUACAAAGUUCGACACCAGCACCACUUGGAAGAUCACCCUCUGUUAUACCAAAGAAUCCCAUGAUACAGUAUAGUUCAUUUAAUUUUUCAAUUCUACCUAUUGAAUGUCGAUACCAUUUUAAAAAAACGAAACAGAGAUGUACAUUUGAAACAAUAAAAAUACAUCAAGAAUUUCUAGAAAAAAAAUACAAGAUGCUAGAAGAUGAAAGAGAAGAUAAAUUACAGACAUCAUUCAUCAGACAGACAUGGACACAAGUAGUCAAUUUCAUUCAAAAUAUAAUUGAGAAACCGCUUGAAAAUAAAAAGAACAGUGAUCGAAGAAGAUUAGGCAAUCUUCUGUUAGAUCAAAUGAAGAAAAAGGCAACAUUCGACAUUGAAAAAAAAGGAACACCAGUAGAACAACAACAUAUAUAUAACUUACAUGAAAAAUUUAUGAGAAAAUUAAAUCUUCAGUUACAAUUAGAUAAACUUGAAAAGAGAUUUGUAGAAAAUAUGCCACCACCAUCUCUCAACAUUUUUGAUAAAUUAGAAUUACAUGCAAAAGAACUGAAAAUAGAUAAUAAUCAUCUUAAAUCACUUCGAGAACAGUGGAAAAAUACACUUCGAAAGACAAAAUUAGAUUUGACUAAUUUAAUGAGACAAGCAAAAAUAAUUGAAAUAGAAGAACUACAUCCACAUUUUACUAGAAUUAGUUUUCCACCACAAGCAAAUAAUAAAGCACUCAUAAUGAAUGAUACAGAAGCACGAGUUCUAAAUUUAGGACCUAAAUUUGUUCCACCAGCACCACAACAAGUGCUAGAACGUUUAUCUAAAGAAAUAGAGCAAAUGAAAGACAAAGUAGCUGAAGCAUGGAGAAGAGCAACUAAAACUAUUGGACGAGAACCUCCUCUUGUAAAUAAAUUUUGUCAACGAAUAGAUGAAGAAAUAAGNAAUAAUAAAGCACUCAUAAUGAAAGAUACAGAAACACGAAUCCUAAAUUUAGGACCAAAAUUUGUUCCACCGGCACCACAGCAAGUGCUAGAACGUUUACCUAAAGAAAUAGAGCAAAUGAAAGACAAAGUAGCUGAAGCAUGGAGAAGAGCAACUAAAACUAUUGGACGAGAACCUCCUCUUGUAAAUAAAUUUUGUCAACGAAUAGAUGAAGAAAUAAGACAGUGCAUAGCAACAGAAGCACAACGAGAUCCUACAUUAAAACCAGCAAUAAAAUACUUUCAAAAAAUUCAAAAACAAGAAAAAAUCAUUUUUAGACAAACAGACAAGUCAAAAGUGUUUCAUGCAGAUACGAAAGAAAAUUAUAUAGAAAAAUCAGAAGCAUAUAUGAAAAAAACAAGUGCAUAUAUAGAAGUACCAACAUCACCAUUAAAAGAAAUGAUAGAAAAAACAGAUAAAUUUCUACGUAAUCUAGUUUCGACUAAACAAAUGCCUCAAUCACUAUUAGACAAAUUAAGACCAUCAAUGACAGAAUCUGAACUACCUCAUUUAUAUUACAACCCUAAAGAUCAUAAAAUAGGUGAACCACUUCGACCUAUAGUGAGUGGUAUAAAAUCACCAUUAGCAAAAAUAGCUAGUUUUCUUGAUAAGAAAAUUCGACCGAUCUUUGACAAGCAUACUCCAUAUUCAAUUUCUAACUCAACAACACUUUUAAGAUACUUGAAAGAAUAUAAGACAACUUCGGAAUCAAGCAUAUACACAUUUGAUAUAUCUGAUCUAUAUACAAUGAUUCCUCAAAAAGAAGCAGUAUUGGCAGUAUACAAUUCCUUUUUUGUUCUUCAAUUACCUGGACUUGAAGUCAAAUAUUAUAAACAAGUUAGAGGCGGAGCUAUGGGAUCAGCCUGUACUCAAGUACUGGCUGAUAUUUAUGUGAGAAAAUGGGAAAGCUCAUUCGUACAACAACAACAGAAUCAACAAGAAUUAUACUUCCGAUUUAGAGAUGAUGUCUUUCUAACAACAAAAUUACCACCAGAAAAAAUAAAAAAUACACUUGAAGAAUUAAAUAGAUCCGAUCGUAAUAUCAAUAUACAAUGGGAAGGAGGAAAAUCAGUAGACUAUCUAGAUGUCACAGUAACCAUUGAUAUUCCAAACUUUAAAACGACAAUAUAUCGUAAACUAGCGGCUCAACCAUAUGUACUUCCAUUUAAUUCAUCACAUCCAUCACAUAUUAUGAGAAAUAUACCGUAUGCUGCAGCAUUAAGAUUAACACGAAUCUGUUCACAGUCCGACGACCUUAGAGAAGAAUUAGAUAGAUUGAGGAUAAUGUUAUUACUAAAUAAAUAUCCACCAAAAUUCGUUGAUCAACAAAUAACUAGAUUCUAUAAAGAUCUAACUGGUGAAAAAUCUUCCGAUGCAUUAUUAGGUAAAGAACAUGGAAAAUAUAGAGAAAUAACAUUAAAUGAACAAUGGAAUAAAAAGACAAAAAGACCAAUAGAUUUUAAAACUGAUAUACUAUGUCAUUUUUCGUACACACCCGCAUUGGCACGAUUCGAUACUAAUUUCCACCAAAUAUGGAAUGAAAUCUUUGAAGGAACACCAUUAGAUAACACCCAUAUAGUCUACGCUAAUAGAUUAACCGAUAGUUUAAAACAACUACUAGUAAAGAAACGACCGAGUAAACAAGUAUUAAAAUUACCACCUCAAUAA